AUUUUGCGGCAAUGAAAACAGUACAGGUGCCGCAGCAGGUUAUCAACGGGCCAACUACCGUACCUUUGCUAAGGCAGCACGGCAGCUGUGUAGUGAUGCUAACAGACACUUUAUUUGCUGUAACAAAACUACUCCGUACCUGAUAACACCAGCCAUUUGCCAGCCAUCGACCUCAACCUAGUACCGUUGCAAGACUAUUGUGUAUGGAAGCUCACCGUUGCGUAAUGCCAUUGCUUGAGAACAAUACAAUUAACAACCUUCAUGACAAUUUGCGUCUGCCAAAGCACUGUUGCAGACUUCAGACGUCCUCGACCUAACCCGGAUAACGCGAAACGGCCGUGCUUUGCUUAUACCGAGUUAAUCUAGUUUGUCGUCUGUUACCGGUAGUGAUCUCAGCGGCUAGCCGGUUACAUCGGUCAGCGGUACUUGACUGAUUGCCUACCUGGGUUGCGGGGGAGCCCUGUUUGCUUCCAUACCGUGAUGGAUCCAGCCGUUGCAUCAAGCUUACCAUCAGGCGCAUCGAUUGAAGAUGCUGGGGUCACGGCUUUGCCAGUACCUACUAGUCGCAAGAACAUCCUUCCGCCCAUCCCCGCUGUAUCCAGCAGCCCACCCAUUUCAAACUCAGCACUUCCUGGCAACCCCACCAACGUCGACUCCUCUGCUGAGACGUCCAAACCGGCGAGCGGCAGCUUAGCGAAAAACAGCCGACUCACUUUCAAAAAUGCCGGCACCAUGGUCAAGAUGGGCCUCAAAGCCGCCAACGCCUUCUCCACCCUUCGUGACAUGGGUGGCGCAACCAUCCAACCCAGCGACCUGAAAACCAUCCGGAAGCUGGGAGAGGGCGCCUUUGCGGUGGUGGAGGAAGCCGACUACAUACCCUCCGCCACUGCCACCGUAAGCCCCGCCGCCGCUGCUACCUCCACUGCCGGCAGUGCUGCUGCUGCUGCUACCUCUCCCGCCGGCAAACAGGGGCCACAGCAACAGGGACAGCAGCAGCAGCAGCAGGGUCAAGGAGGCGCAGCAGGCUCAGCUCGGCGGGUUGCUGUGAAGCGUCUGAAGCCGGAGGUUGUGAGCCAGCAGGGCGACCUGGCGGCCUUCCUGACCGAGGUGGCGCUGCUGAGGAAGCUGGCGCACAAGCGUAUCGUGCAGUACGUGGGAGUGGGCAGCAGCGAUGCGAGCAGCGAGGAGGCCAAACGGCGCACCAUGUUCCUGGUGCAAGAGUUCAUGGACGGCGGCACCCUCAAGCGGCUGCUCACUCGCCAGAUGCUGAACAUGUCCCGCCAGCUGUACACCUGCAUGGACGCAUUCCGCUGGGCGCUCCAUGUGGCGGAGGGACUGGACUACCUGCACAGCGCCCGCCCCGUUGUGAUACACCGGGACCUGAAGCUGGAGAACAUCUUGCUGAGGGGGACGGAGCCGGCAACCGCGGAGGCCAAGAUAGCGGACUUUGGCCUGGUGGCGCUGGUCCGCCCUCGCGACCGGGGGCUGUACGAGCAGCUGCAAGCAGCGGAGGCGGCGCAUGUAGCGGC
Molecule: messenger RNA, 1529 nt
Organism: Astrephomene gubernaculifera
Lineage: Eukaryota; Viridiplantae; Chlorophyta; Chlorophyceae; Chlamydomonadales; Astrephomenaceae
Source: the annotation of a GenBank genome assembly